AUGGGGGAUUCGACGCCAGAAAAGACAGCUUCCGAGGACAACAAUGCGCGGAGGACCCCGAAUGUGACUGGAGCGGUCACCGAUAGGGACAAGAUAGAUUAUGCCCCAAAGGGCGAGGAUCCGGGAUCUUUUAAGUACUACCCAGAGAACCCCGAAACAGGGAUGAAUAGACUGAUGUUCUCUAUUAAGGGCCCUAGCCAGUACUACGAUCCAUGCCAGGAAUCAGCACAGAUGAGUUUCAAUUGUCUGGACCGAAACAACUAUGAGCGAGACAUGUGCAAGGAGUACUUCGACGCAUACAGGGAAUGCAAGAAACAGUGGCUCCAAGCUAGACGAAAGGACAGGUCCCAAUGGGAGUAA
Torulaspora globosa is the source of this 360-nucleotide messenger RNA. It is a transcript of the gene COX23, whose product is annotated as Cox23p. The record is from RefSeq and is a predicted model, not a curated record. The coding region runs from base 1 to 360 and encodes 119 amino acids. NCBI's taxonomy places the organism in Eukaryota, Fungi, Ascomycota, Saccharomycetes, Saccharomycetales, Saccharomycetaceae. The transcript has a single exon.